Molecule: messenger RNA, 1554 nt
Organism: Akanthomyces muscarius
Lineage: Eukaryota; Fungi; Ascomycota; Sordariomycetes; Hypocreales; Cordycipitaceae
Exons: 3
Coding region: 1-1554 (517 amino acids)
Biological process (GO): transmembrane transport
Molecular function (GO): transmembrane transporter activity
Source: RefSeq, a predicted model, not a curated record
AUGUCGUCGCAACCAUCCGAAGAUGGCUCGCAGGAGAAGCGCGGCGCUGCGCCUACCGUCGCCGAGAAGACGGAUGGCAAGGAUUUUGUCCUCAUCCCGCAGCCCAGCGACGACCCCGAGGAUCCCUUGAACUGGCCGCUGCGGAAGAAGCUCAUCAUCUUUGCCUGCGUCUGCCUGGCUGGCUUCGCGGGCCAAAUGUCCCCCAACUCCAACCAGCUGACCUUUAUCCUGCAAAUACCCACCUACCACAAGACGCAGGCCGACCUGCUCAACACCGUCGCCGCCGCCCUGGCGGGCUGGAUGGCCGGCCCGUUCAUAUUCACACCUCUCGCUGGUCUUGUUGGACGCAGCUCCGUCAUCCUAUGGAGUCUCGUCGCUACCUUUGCCUGCCAGAUCUGGGCCGCCAAGAUGACGGGCCCGGAUGACUUUGUCCCAUUUACCAUCUCGCGUGUGAUUUGCGGCCUGUUUGGCGUCAUCCCGGCCAUCAUGGGCACCGGCUUCAUCAUGGACAUGUUCUUCCUCCACCAGCGCGGCAAGGCCUUUGCCAUCUUCGAGGUCCUCAUCAUUUUCGCUGUCGUGGGCGGCGGAACGUUGGGUGGCUUCAUCGCCGAGUCGAAGCCGUGGGAGUACGUGUUUUGGUGGACGCUGGGCCCCGUCGGCGCCGCCAUUGUCGCCGUCUUCUGCUUCGUCGAGGACACCACCUUUAACCGCGACCCCGAGGCCGUGAACCGUGCUCCUCUGCCGAGCAGCUGGUUUGCGAACCGCGCCGCGACUUUCUUCCCUGGCAACAAGACGCAGCCUGAUGGUCGUCUGGCUGAGAUGAAACGCCGUGCGAUUGUCCCUCUCCAAAUCACCGUGACCCCAAUUACCAUCCUUGUCGGUGUAUACGUCUUUGUGGCUCUUGGACUCCCCAUCAUGCAGGCGUCUACGCUGGCCAUCUACGUGAGCCCUCCCGUCGAGGCUGGCGGAUACGGCUUCUCGCCGCUCCAACUCGCCUUCUUCACGAUGACGGCAUGGGUGGGCAUCAUUGGUGCCCAGGCCUACGGAUACAUGUUCAACGACAAGAUCCCGUUGCUGGUGGCCCGCCGCCGCCGCGGCGAGUGGCAUCCCGAGUAUCGUCUCGCCAACACCGUCCUCCCCGGCGUCCUUUUGCCCAUCGGACUGGCUAUUUACGGAGCGGGCCUGCACUUCCACCUGCACUUUAUGGUUCUCGCAGUGGCUUCGUUCCUCAUUUGGUUCGCCGCCCUUCUCAUUCUGCCCAUCUGCUACAACUACAUCAUUGAGUGCUUCCUGCGCACUCCCGUCGAGGCUUCGGUAGCGCUCAACUCCUACCGCAUCGCCUUUGGCUUGAUGUCGGUGUUUAUUGUCACGCAGUGGCAGUCGGCGGUCGGUGUCGGCUGGAUGUGGGGGAUGGGAGCACUGUUUAUCCUGUUUGUUGAUCUCCUCAUGGUUGGGGUGAUCCUGAAGGGACAUGGUGUGCGAAACCUCACCAAGUACGUGAGCAAGAGCAUUGCCAGUACGGAAGAUGGAGAAAAGGUCAUCAGUGACGAGUGA